This is a messenger RNA of Nomascus leucogenys (northern white-cheeked gibbon), 1782 nucleotides long. It is a transcript of the gene SULT1E1, whose product is annotated as sulfotransferase 1E1. The record is from RefSeq and is a predicted model, not a curated record. Gene Ontology annotation, cellular component: cytoplasm. Gene Ontology annotation, molecular function: sulfotransferase activity. Gene Ontology annotation, biological process: sulfation. NCBI's taxonomy places the organism in Eukaryota, Metazoa, Chordata, Mammalia, Primates, Hylobatidae.
CAAAUGCAGAAGUGGUUCUCAUCUUUUUUUGCAGCUUAAGAUCUGCCUUUGUAUUUGAAGAGAUCUAAACUAGAUCAACUUCUUUCACAGGAUCAGCUAAACAGUGUACCACAAUGAAUUCUGAACUUGACUAUUAUGAAAACUUUGAAGAAGUCCAUGGGAUUCUAAUGUAUAAAGAUUUUGUCAAAUAUUGGGAUAAUGUGGAAGCAUUCCAGGCAAGACCAGAUGAUCUUGUCAUUGCCACCUACCCUAAAUCUGGUACAACCUGGGUUAGUGAAAUUGUGUAUAUGAUCUAUAAAGAGGGUGAUGUGGAAAAGUGCAAAGAAGACGUAAUUUUUAAUCGAAUACCUUUCCUGGAAUGCAGAAAAGAAAACCUCGUGAAUGGAGUAAAACAAUUAGAUGAGAUGAAUUCUCCUAGAAUUGUGAAGACUCAUUUGCCACCUGAACUUCUUCCUGCCUCAUUUUGGGAAAAGAAUUGUAAGGUAAUCUAUGUUUGCCGGAAUGCAAAGGAUGUGGCCGUUUCCUUUUAUUAUUUCUUUCUAAUGGUGGCUGGUCAUCCAAAUCCUGGAUCCUUUCCAGAGUUUGUGGAGAAAUUCAUGCAAGGAGAGGUUCCUUACGGUUCCUGGUAUAAACAUGUAAAAUCUUGGUGGGAAAAGGGAAAGAGUUCACGUGUACUAUUUCUUUUCUAUGAAGACCUGAAAGAGGAUAUCAGAAAAGAGGUGAUAAAAUUGAUACAUUUCCUGGAGAGGAAGCCAUCAGAGGAGCUUGUGGACAAGAUUAUACAUCAUACUUCGUUCCAGGAGAUGAAGAACAAUCCAUCCACGAAUUACACAACACUGCCAGACGAAAUUAUGAACCAGAAAGUGUCGCCCUUCAUGAGAAAGGGAAUUAUAGGAGACUGGAAAAAUCACUUUACAGUAGCCCUGAAUGAAAAAUUUGAUAAACAUUAUGAGCAGCAAAUGAAGGAAUCUACACUGAAGUUUCGAACUGAGAUCUAAGAAGGGCUUUCUUUACUUAACAUAUCUGAUAUUAAAGAUUUCUUUUCAUUAUUCUCCACUUUUUCUUAUUUUAGAUUGCUAGAAAAGACAUAAUCACGGAUUAUGUUGACAUUUUCUUUUUAAAUUUUUGUUUAACAUUUUUUUUUUUUUUUUGAGACAGAGUCUCACUCUGUUGCCUAGGCUGGAGGACAGUGUCACAGUCAUGGCUGAUUGCAGCCUUGACCUCCUUGACUCAAGUGAUCCUCCCACCUCAGCCUCCCAAGUAGCUAGGACUACAACCAUGUGCAACCAUGCUUGGCUAAUUUUUUUUAUGUUUUAUUGUAGAGAUGAGGUCUUACUAUAUUGUCCAGGCUGGUCUUGAAUUCCUGGGCUCAAGCCUCCCAAGUAGCUGCAACAACAGGCACACACCACCAUGAUCAACUAAUCUUAUUUUUAUUUUUUAUAUAGACAGGGGCUUGCUAUAGUGUCCAGGCUGGUCUGAAACCCUUGAGCUCAAGUGAUCUCCCCACACCAGCUUCCCGAAAUACUGGGAUUACAGGCGUGAGCCACCAUGCCUGGCCCAGGUAACAUGUUUAUUGAGCUGUACAUAUAUAUGAGAAAUAAGAAACUUUUUUUUUUCCUACUAUCAUCUCUUAAAUUUUGUUUUCUUUUUCUUUUGCUUCCUCUUCUUCUUUUCUAUUUUUUAUAAAUAUCAUGCACAACUAUAACCUAUGGGAAUGAUGUAGUAACACAGAUUAUUCAUCUUAUUAAAGUUGUAUUAAAAAUAAACAUGCAUUUCAAAUUA